UGCAGUAGUAGCAGAGACAAACAUGGGCGGGAAUCGAGGUCGGACGCAGCGUAAGCACUUUAGGAAAUCCAGAGAGAACGUUUGGAAGAAGGACAGAUCCGAUAAUCCUUCCUCCGAGAAGUCUAGUUGGGAACCUUUCGCUACUCAGAACCUCGAUUUCGAAGAGUACUACAAGGGCCAGGGAAUAGUGCCCCAAGAAGAAUGGGAUGUGUUCAUGGAGAUUCUUCGGAAGCCACUGCCGGCUUCUUUCAGAAUCAAUUCCAGUGGCCAGUUUUUUAAGGACAUCCGGUCGCAGUUAGAGAAUGACUUUAUGAAAUCUUUUGAGGCUGAGGUCCCUGAUGGUGAACUGGAGCCUAUUCGGCCAUUGCCCUGGUAUCCGGAAAAUCUUGGUUGGCAUUCAAAUUUCUCCCGCAUGCAGUUAAGGAAGAACCAAACCCUUGAGAGGUUUCAUGAGUUCUUAAAGCAAGAAAAUGAAAUUGGAAACAUCACAAGACAAGAAGCUGUCAGCAUGGUACCUCCACUAUUUCUGGAUGUGCAUCGCCAUCAUUUUGUACUUGACAUGUGUGCAGCUCCUGGUUCAAAAACAUUCCAAUUACUUGAGAUUAUACACCAAUCAACUGAACCUGGAUUGCUACCUGAUGGAAUGGUUAUUGCGAAUGAUGCUGACACCCAAAGGUGUAAUCUUCUCAUACACCAGACAAAAAGAAUGUGCAGUGCCAACUUGAUAGUUACAAAUCAUGAGGCUCAACACUUCCCUAGUUGCCAUUCGAACAAAAAUUGCUUGGACAUAUCUGAAACAGAAAGUUUCAAGGAUCCAAUGAUUAGUCAACUCUUAUUUGACAGUGUCUUAUGUGAUGUUCCCUGCAGUGGAGAUGGCACCCUUCGCAAGGCUCCUGAUAUUUGGAGGAAGUGGAAUGCCGGAAUGGGCAAUGGGGUCCAUCGCCUCCAAGUGCAGAUAGCCAUGCGUGGUAUUCAAUUGCUUAAAGUUGGUGGAAGAAUGGUUUACUCAACCUGCUCAAUGAAUCCAGUUGAGAAUGAAGCAGUGGUUGCUGAGAUUCUGCGUAGGUGUGGAGGAUCAGUUGAACUUUUAGAUGUCUCCACUGAGCUCCCUCAAUUGGUUCGGAGGCCUGGUCUUAAGAAAUGGAAGGUUAGAGAUAAGGGCAUCUGGUUAGCUUCCUACAAAGAUGUUCCAAGAUACCGAAGAGGGGCAAUUGUUCCAAGCAUGUUUCCUUCAGGUAGUAGCUCUGACACAGGAAAUGCUCCAUCUGAUGGUUUGCAAGAAGAUACGGGCCCACUUGAGGACCUAGAUAUGGGAAAUUCACCUAGCUCUGUAAAGAGACUAAAGAAUGGCGGUAAUAUAGAUUGUGGAGAGGGACUUGGACAAUUAGAAAAUUUUGUCAUUCCAACUGUUGUUUCGGAUGAUGAAGUUUCUAGUCUCCCUUUAGAACGUUGUAUGAGGAUUCUGCCGCAUGAUCAGAACACUGGAGCCUUUUUCAUUGCUGUAUUUCACAAGCUUUCUCCCUUGUCUGCAGCAACCUUGGAGAAUCAGGGACAAUUGACUUCUGGGAACAUGGAGUUGCCCAAGAAGUUAGCAGAUGAGUUAAUUGAAGAUACGAAUGAGUUGGAGAUUAAUCCAUCAGAAGAUGGUGGAGGUCAUCUGUAUUCUGAAGUAACUUCUGAUGCUGAUUUACCUGAUAAACAACCAGAGGAAGGUGCUUUGGAACCUGAUUCUAAUGGGAUAUGUGAGGAGAAGGAACCUGAGGAAUCCAAUAUCCAUGGGGAUGGGGAGACUAGCCUUGAAAGUUCUAAAAAUGUGAAGCGAAAAUUACAGAUUCAAGGAAAAUGGAGAGGAGUGGAUCCCGUUGUUUUUUUCCGGGAUGAAACCAUCAUCAGUAGCAUAAAAGCAUUCUAUGGUGUUAACGAAUCCUUUGCUCUUGAUGGUCACCUUGUGACACGAAAUCUUGAUACUCACCAUGUGAAAAGAAUUUAUUAUAUAUCAAAGUCAGUUCAGGGUGUUCUCAACCUAAAUUUCCUAGCUGGACAGCGCCUUAAGAUAGCUUCCGUUGGCCUCAAGACAUUUGAGCGUCAAACUUCAAGAGAAGGUACAUCUACAGAAUGUGCUUUUCGGAUAUCAUCAGAAGGGUUGCCUUUGCUCCUCCCAUAUAUCACCAAGCAGAUUCUAUGUGCAUCCUUGGUUGACUUCAAGCACCUCUUGCAAUACAAGACAAUCAAAUUUGCAGAUUUUGUUGAUGCUGAGUUCGGUGAGAAGGCAUCCAAGCUCAAGUUGGGCUGUUGCAUUUUUGUGCUGAGAAAAGAAAGUGAAGGUACUUCCGAUCCUGUUCGAGUGGAUGCCUCAACAAUAGCUAUCGGUUGCUGGAAAGGCAAGUCUAAUAUAUCUGUGAUGGUGUCAACAAUAGACUGCCAAGAACUGCUUCAAAGGCUCUCUUUGCAAUCAGGGAACGAAAGGGGCUCUUUGGCACAGGAAAACAAGCACUCAAGCCUGGAGGUGGAUGGAACGGAACCUACUGAUGACCUUGAUGUGAACCAAGAACCUGGAACAAUUGAGCAAGUCCCAAUUAGUUGAGUUAAUUUUGUCACUUUCUUUUUCCUUUUUUUAUUAAAUUAAUGGAGAGACUGUUGUCUAAAGAAUUUGAAGUUACAGGAGAGACUGCUGUCCCAAGAAUUUGAAGCUACAGGAGAGUCUCAGCAUUUUGAAGUGUAUCAUAUGCUUGGUUGACAAGCUUCUGUUUUUUUCUUGGCAGAUCAA
This is a messenger RNA of Telopea speciosissima, 2767 nucleotides long. Its product is annotated as RNA cytosine-C(5)-methyltransferase NSUN2-like. Bases 23 to 2584 code for a protein of 853 amino acids. The transcript has 15 exons. Gene Ontology annotation, molecular function: tRNA (cytidine-N5)-methyltransferase activity. Lineage: Eukaryota; Viridiplantae; Streptophyta; Magnoliopsida; Proteales; Proteaceae. The record is from RefSeq and is a predicted model, not a curated record. Gene Ontology annotation, biological process: RNA methylation.